AGCAGUUUCAGGUAAGGCGGGUCUUACCUGGCAGGUUACAACCUAUCAACGUAGGCCUCUGACAGUUCUGUUGCCAAUCGGCUCUAAGCUCGUCCCUCCUGGAACUCUGCGUUACUCGACACUCUAAUGAAACAAUUCAACUGAAAGGAAAGUUCACCUGCAGCCAUCUGCAAGCAGCAUAAAGUUCGACCUUUGAUUAAAAACUUGCGGACAGGUCGCACGGUGGUAGAUCAGACCGAAAAGAAAGUGUUUGCCGGUAUUUAUUGUGCUUUUUGGUGACCUUGUUUGUGCGCGCAGUGAUCUUACCGGUGGCUGGCUGUGAAGAAGCGGCAGACAAAAAAAAGAAGAAUUACCUGUAGCUCGGGUUCUGUCUUAUCCCCCAGUUCGUCCAUACACCUUUACCUGCACAGACUUGAAAGUCCAGUUUCACAAGCGAGAGAACAAGAGAGAGGAAAAAGGGGGAGUUUGUGGGAUCAAAUAUGUCACAGGAUACGGACAACAGCAAGAGGCUGGUGGUGGUGGUACCGAAUGAGACCUCAUUCCACUCCCGGCGGGCCUACACGAGCGAGGAUGAAGCCUGGAAAUCCUACCUGGAGAACCCCUUGACGGCAGCCACCAAGGCCAUGAUGAGCAUCAACGGAGACGAGGACAGUGCCGCAGCUCUGGGGCUCCUCUACGAUUACUACAAGGUUCCCAAAGAAAAGAGACUUUUGCCUUUAAAUAAAGUGACUGAAAUUCAAGAUGACCAUGAGAAAAGGAGCUGCCUGGGUGGCAACGAUGGGCAGAAUGACAUGGCUGCUGUUGACAACCGAGUCCAAGUGCUGAAGUCCCUCCCAGUGAACCUGUCCCUGAACUCUGAGCACAUAGAGUCUUCCAAGAGGGAGCACUACAGCACGCACCCCCAGGAGGGCAGCCCUGCAGCCGUGGGCAAGGAGGAGGUCUACACCCCCGUGUUCAUGAGCCCCGGCGUGCACUACAGCCGCGGGCACAGUGAGGAGCAGCCUCGGGUCAUCUUCGAGCCCAGCCCCUAUGAGGUGCCCUCCAUCCACCACUCCAGCUACCUCAAGGACGACCAGCGCAGCACACCAGACAGCACUUAUGACGAGUCCUUCAAAGAGGAGCCAGAGAAAUACCGCACGUCGUCUUUGGGGGCUGAAGAAUUCCUCUAUGACCCACCAGGAGCAGAAACUUUCCAGUACAUGUUAGAAGCCACCAAAUCUCUAAAACAGAAGCAAGGGGAGGGGCCGAUGACCUAUUUAAACAAAGGACAGUUCUACGCCGUGACGCUGAGUGAGACGGGUGCCAAUAAGUGCCUUCGACAUCCCAUCAGCAAAGUCAGGAGUGUCAUCAUGGUGGUAUUCAGUGAAGAUAAGAACCGAGAUGAACAGCUCAAGUACUGGAAAUACUGGCACUCACGGCAGCACACAGCAAAGCAGAGGGUUCUUGAUAUCGCUGAUUACAAAGAAAGUUUUAACACCAUUGGGAAUAUUGAAGAAAUCGCUUACAAUGCUGUCUCCUUUACCUGGGAUGUGAAUGAGGAAGCAAAGAUCUUCAUCACAGCGAACUGCCUGAGCACAGAUUUCUCCUCUCAGAAGGGUGUCAAGGGCCUGCCGCUGAUGAUCCAGAUCGAUACCUACAGCUACAACAACCGCAGCAACAAACCCAUCCACAGGGCCUACUCUCAGAUCAAAGUGUUCUGUGACAAGGGAGCAGAGAGGAAAGUCCGAGAUGAAGAAAGGAAACAGACCCGUAAGAAGACGAAAGGCCAGAGCUCUUCUUCCCAGUCCAACUCAAAAGAAGCAAACGUGCCUGCAUUACCGGCGCAGAAGAAAGGGGAUACCACCUACUUCAAAACCAUGACGGAUCUCGAUUCUCAGCCUGUUCUCUUUAUACCUGAUGUGCACUUUGGGAAUUUGCAGAGAACAGGACAGGUCUUUGCUUUCAACACAGAAGGGAUGGAGAGGGAAGGCAGUGUAUUGGUGAAAAGAAUGUUCCGGCCUUCUGAAGAGGACUACAGCCCCUCACCGCCCAAACAGAUAAAAGAAGAAGUAAACAAACGAGUGCUUCUCUAUGUACGCAAAGAAUCGGAUGAAGUGUUUGAUGCUCUGAUGCUCAAAUCACCGACUGUGAAGGGGCUGAUGGAUGCAGUGUCUGAAAAGUAUGGUUUUCCUGUUGAAAAGAUGAUAAAAAUGUACAAGAAAAGCAAAAAAGGUAUUUUGGUAAACAUGGAUGACAACAUCAUUGAGCACUACUCCAACGAAGACACUUUUGUAAUGCAUAUUGAGAACAUUGGCGAUGCCUACAAGAUCACGUUGACAGAAAUCUAACGGGACUCCGGGUUUGCUAACUGAAAAACCGAAGCUAUCAGAUUCUCACAAGAUAAUAUGAGGGAGGGAGAAGAAGAUGCCUGCAAAGUGGGCGACUGGGAAAGACCUGUUAUUGAAGCACUGAGACUGAGUCGGUUUGUCAAGUGGACAGUUUUUGUAAAUAAACUUUGCGUGACCAGUGUGGUGUUACUGCCAUAUCUAUCAUCCAUAUUUUGCGAGAAGAAGGAAUGAUAUUGUAGAAUAUAGACAAUGGUUCCGAUUUUUAGUAAGUGGAUAAACACUGGUCCAAUCUUCCUAGAAGGUGGUUGCCUACUUCAUUUCUGACUGUCACAUUGGUACAAAUUCUAGUAUGCUGCUAAUGCCAGUGCAGACUUCUUUUUUUUGUACCACUGGACAGUAAUUCUAUAAAACCCUGCGGACUGAAGUAGGUUUGGCUCCUGUUACAUAGUCACCAUUCUUAUGUUUUGCCCAGUGGUAGCGGGACAUUACUGAGAGAGCCACAUUUGGCCCGCUGCUCUUGCCAAGAAGUGACAUUAUUAAAAUGGGCUUUGUUUAAAUAUUUUUU
Messenger RNA from Acipenser ruthenus (sterlet), 2892 nucleotides. RefSeq names its product grainyhead-like protein 2 homolog. The coding region runs from base 480 to 2327 and encodes 615 amino acids. The transcript has 16 exons. Gene Ontology annotation, molecular function: DNA-binding transcription activator activity, RNA polymerase II-specific; RNA polymerase II cis-regulatory region sequence-specific DNA binding. Gene Ontology annotation, biological process: brain development; regulation of transcription by RNA polymerase II; neural tube development. Lineage: Eukaryota; Metazoa; Chordata; Actinopteri; Acipenseriformes; Acipenseridae. Gene Ontology annotation, cellular component: nucleus. The record is from RefSeq and is a predicted model, not a curated record.